CGUCGUUUGGGAGGCCUUUUCCCCUUCUCUCGCGAACUAAGGAAGCGGGGAAAGGGCCGAGGGGGUGGGGCAGGGCUUCCCCUUCCCCCUGGAGCCGUUUUCCCCGGGACUUGGGCUUGUUUGGCAGCCCUGGGAGGCCCACUUUGGCCGUGCGCCUUGGCCGUGCGCCCUGCUCGCUUUUACGCACUGGCGACUUUUACGCACGGCGCGCCCUGCUCCUCCUUCUCUCCAUGGCCACCGCUUCCAAGGCGGCUGUCUCUUUCUUUAAGCGCUCGCUGGCCCUGUCCCCGCCCCGAGGAGGAGGAAGGGGGUCCGGGCGUUGCAGCCACGGGGCGCCGGGGUCUUCCUUGGGCUCUGGGGGCAGCCUCGUGCGCCUCCAAGCCGCCUCCCCUUCUCGGCCGCGCUUCCUGAGCGAGGCGCCUCCAGCCGCCAAGCCCUCUCCUCCUUCUCCUUCUCCUCCUGGGCUCUUCUUCUUGCAGGACUCGCUCAGCCACAGCCUCCGCCUCUGCUACAAGUAUCUCAACCAGACCAGCCGCAGCUUCGCCGCCGUCAUCCAGGCCCUGGAUGGAGAGCUGCGGUUCAGGCAGUACUGUCACUAUGUCGCCGGCCUGGUGGGGAUCGGUCUCUCACAGCUCUUCUCUGCAUCCAAGCUGGAGGACCCUAUUGUUGGCCAGGACAUGGAGCUCGCAAACUCCAUGGGGCUUUUCCUGCAGAAAACCAACAUCAUCCGGGAUUACUAUGAAGACCAACUCGUGGGCAGAGAGUUUUGGCCUCGGGAGGUGUGGAGCAAGUACGCAAAGAAGGUGUCAGAUCUGGCCAAGCCCGAGAACAUCGAUAAAGCCGUCCAGUGCAUGAAUGAGCUCAUCACCAACGCCUUGCAUCACGUCCCCGACGUCUUGACAUACUUGUCCCGACUGAAGAACCAGAGCGUUUUCAACUUCUGUGCCAUCCCCCAGGUAAUGGCCAUUGCCACCUUGGCAGCCUGUUACAACAACCAGCAGGUCUUCCGAGGGGUGGUGAAGAUCCGGAAGGGGCAAGCCGUCACAUUGAUGAUGGAUGCCACCAACAUCCAGGCUGUCAAAGCCAUCAUGUACCAGUAUGUGGAAGAGAUCUACCAGAAGAUCCCCAGCACAGACCCUUCCUCCAGCAGAACCCAGCAAAUCGUCGCCUCGGUCCGCUCGAUGAGUUUGCCCGGGGGGGAGCUGGUCUCUCGGACCCAUUACUCCCCCAUCUACUUGUCCUGCGUCAUGCUUCUGGUGGCCCUGAGCUGGCAGUAUCUGAGCACGGUGUCCCAGGCGGCGGAGGAAUUCGUUCACACGGGAGAGAACUGAGACCGACACGGUUUUGCUUUUUGAAGGGAGAGACAUUUCAGACUUAGGAGGACUUGACGGAAGUCCCGGGACUUGAAACCUUGAAUUUGUGCAAACCUGUUUGGACUGGAAGCUUUCACCUCUAGAAGCAGCUGCUAACAAACCAAGGUUCCUGAAUGGAGACGACCCCCUCACCCUCCCUUUUCCUGUUGUUGGACGGACUGGUUAUGGACUUGUCUCUUUCUGAGUCUUAAUGUUUUGUUUUCUGCAGACUGUUUGAUCUGCGGUUUUUGUUUCCUUUUUUUUUUCUGAUGUAGGAUAUUUUUUAACUAGGAAGUUGGAAGGUGCCUCUUCKUUGCUUGUUAAUUUUGACAGUAAAAAAACAAAAUUGCUGUGA
Messenger RNA from Anolis sagrei ordinatus, 1707 nucleotides. Lineage: Eukaryota; Metazoa; Chordata; Lepidosauria; Squamata; Anolidae. The record is from RefSeq and is a predicted model, not a curated record.